AUGAUCUAUGCACAACCGCCACGAAAGGCCCGGCCGCGCAUGAACAGCGCCAUCUUCGUGUCCAACAGCGGACCAGGUCUCGAUCCCAAGGAAUUCUUCCGUCGCCACGGCUCCGUUUCGAAGCUGUGCAGAAAGGCGAGGAGCGUGGACAACAUCUCCUUGGAGGAGAAACACUUUGGACUUCCGCAACUAUCGGUGUCAGGACCUUCGCCGCCCGAGGAUGAAGAAAAGGAAAGGGAAAUGGAGAUGGAUAUGGAGAUGGAGAUGGAUAUCGCGGAGACCGAAACGUUGAUGGCAGAGCAGCAAGAGUGA
This is a messenger RNA of Diabrotica balteata, 312 nucleotides long. NCBI's taxonomy places the organism in Eukaryota, Metazoa, Arthropoda, Insecta, Coleoptera, Chrysomelidae. The record is from the annotation of a GenBank genome assembly.